Molecule: messenger RNA, 1199 nt
Organism: Merops nubicus (carmine bee-eater)
Lineage: Eukaryota; Metazoa; Chordata; Aves; Coraciiformes; Meropidae
Gene: POMK
Product: protein-O-mannose kinase
Exons: 2
Coding region: 1-1062 (353 amino acids)
Biological process (GO): protein O-linked glycosylation; carbohydrate phosphorylation; protein phosphorylation
Cellular component (GO): endoplasmic reticulum membrane
Molecular function (GO): ATP binding; protein kinase activity; carbohydrate kinase activity
Source: RefSeq, a predicted model, not a curated record
AUGGAAAAGAAACCGCACUUCGUCAGGAGGGAGUUUCCUCCUAGGGAGGUGUCGUCCGUCUCGUUGGCGUUACUGCUGGCGGCCAUCCUGCUCCUUAAUGCCUUUCUCUACCUGUACCUCAACAAGUUUUACACGUCUUCAGGACAUGCUGAAAUGGACCCUGGCCUCUGCCCUUUUGGGUACUUCAAAAUGGGAACAAUGAAGAAUUGUUCCCCGUGGCUCUCCUGCGAAGCCAUAAACAGGGAAGUCAGGAAACUCAAGUGUGUUGGUGAAGGUGCUGUGAAAAAGGUCUUCCUUUCCGAGUGGAAGGAAAACAAAGUGGUCCUUUCGCUGCUCACCAACUCGGACCUGAAGGAGGACUUCCUCCACGGACUGAAGAUGCUGAAGGCACUUCAAAGCAAGCACGUUGUCCGGCUGCUCGGCUACUGUGAGCAGCAGUUCACAAUCCUCACCGAGUACCAUCCUCUAGGCUCCCUGCGGGGCCUGAAUGAAACUCUGCACAUCCCAAAGUACCAGGGCAUGAACACCUGGCAUCGCAGGCUGAUGCUGGCCAUAGACUACGUGAGCGUCAUUCGGUACCUGCACAGCAGCCCGCUGGGCACCUUAGUGAUGUGCGACUCCAAUGACCUGGACAAGGUCCUCUCACAGUAUCUCCUCACAAGUGACUUUCACAUCCUGGUGAACGAUUUGGAUGCUUUGCCUCUUGUGAACAAGAGUGCUGGCAGGCUGGUGAAGUGUGGUCACCGGGAGCUCCAGGGCGAGUUUGUAGCUCCUGAGCAGCAUUGGCCCUAUGGAGAAGAGGUGCCUUUCGAGGAUGACCUCAUGCCACCCUAUGACGAGAAAACAGACAUCUGGAAAAUCCCAGAUGUCUCCAAUUUUUUACUGGGCCACGUUGAAGGAAGUGACAUUGUGCGACUGCAUUUGUUUGACAUCCAUGCAGCAUGUAAGAAGAAGGACCCGGCUGAAAGGCCUUCUGCCCAAGAGGUCUUAGACACCUACAGGAAGGUUUUAACUCUCCUUAUUCGGGAGGCAACCAUGCCUGCUACUAGGGAAAUGUUAUAGUGAAUCAUGAGACAGACAGCAUAUGGAAGUUGACUUCCUAUUUAUUUAGCUUUCCUGAAGGGCAAAAUCUCAAUCCCUGAAAACUAAGAGGUGAAGAACAACUGCACUUUUACCUUUUGAUUAUAAAAUAAAAUCCA